AUGGUUCUUCCUGUCGUCAGUCCCUAUGAUGGAUCUGGAGCAGCCUCUUACGUCUCUUGGCUCCUGAAUUACGUACCGGACAUAGGCGUCGACUUCUCAGUCGGAGCCCCGAAGAUUACGGAACAUAUGCGGAAAGUGCACAACCCGCUCUUUGCCCUAGGCUGUCUAGAAUUAAACUACACUUCACUCACAAACACAAAACCCAUCUCUGCAGCUAUGGAGUGUAUGUUUCCUUGCUGCCUCCAGCGAUAUGACGUCUCCGUUAAGGACGACGUCCCCGUCUCAAAGGUCGCCACUGUUCAGCAGGCGUCAAUGGACAAGCUUUCUGGGUGA
Messenger RNA from Paracoccidioides lutzii Pb01, 333 nucleotides. RefSeq lists its product as hypothetical. The transcript has a single exon. The coding region runs from base 1 to 333 and encodes 110 amino acids. The record is from RefSeq and is a predicted model, not a curated record.